Loxodonta africana (African savanna elephant) is the source of this 2949-nucleotide messenger RNA. It is a transcript of the gene IL31RA, whose product is annotated as interleukin 31 receptor A. The transcript is spliced from 14 exons. Gene Ontology annotation, biological process: cytokine-mediated signaling pathway. The coding region runs from base 602 to 2785 and encodes 727 amino acids. Gene Ontology annotation, molecular function: cytokine binding; cytokine receptor activity. Gene Ontology annotation, cellular component: external side of plasma membrane; signaling receptor complex. NCBI's taxonomy places the organism in Eukaryota, Metazoa, Chordata, Mammalia, Proboscidea, Elephantidae. The record is from RefSeq and is a predicted model, not a curated record.
GCCGAUGUGUAGUUGUAGGGACGGGGGCACAAAGAAGGGACUGACUAAUUGGUCGACUCCAUCCUUUCAGAGAAGGCCAGCCUUGAGAUGAGUCUAGAAGGAUGGAUUAAUUUCCCAGGAAUAGGGUGGGAAGGAUAUUCUGGGUGGGGGUAACUGCAUGUACAAAAACAAGAUAAGAAAUAACAUGGGUAUCUUGGGAAACUAUGAGUUGUUCCACUUGGCUGGUUAGCUCCAGAACUGAGGUAGAGGCCAGAGGAUGCCCUCAGCUCCAUACAGACUCACAGUACUUUUUUCCUGGCACAUACUCUUGGCAGCUGGUGUACUUUGCAUGUUACAUAGUGGAGUGGAUUAUGGAUAAAAGGAAAAUUCAUUGUAACUGCACAUUUUUAAAACAUUGACUGGGGUUGAUGUAAUUGUGGAGUAAUUGUGAAGGAAUCUAUGUGACAAUAGCCAAAUAAACAAAUAACCCUUCACUUCCCCAAGGCCUAGAAUCUGUUUAAUAUAACUAGAAAUAGAGUUAUUGAAAGAGAUAGGAAGCAAACUAACUCUUGACUGAUGACAGUUUCAGCUGUCUCCCCAGCCUGCCUGUGGUAACUCAGGGAUGAUGUGGGCCUCGGCACUGUGGAUAUUCCCUCUACUCUGCAGUUUCGGCCUGGCAGCUCUGCCACAUAAGCCUGAGAACAUUUCUUGCAUCUUCUACUAUAGGUGCAAUUUAACUUGCACUUGGAGUCCAGAAAAGGAAGCCUAUGACACAUGGUACACAGUUUACAGAACUUGCUUUUAUGGAAAAGAAAGUGAGAUUUGUACAAGUGAAAACCAUGCUUCGUGUGUUUUUUUCUAUCCAAAUGUAACAAACCCAAAUAUUUGCAACAUUGAAGUGGAAGCUCAAAAUGCAGAUGGUAGAAUUAAAUCUGAAACGACAGCGUGGAGUUUAGAUACCAUAGUGAAAACUGAGCCACCUGAGGUUUACUAUGUGAAACCAGCUUUGGGUGUCAAACGGAUGGUUCAAAUAACAUGGAGAAGGCCUAGUUUGGUGCCUGUUUCAUCUAUUGUAAACUACAUGCUUCGAUUCAGGAUGGUAAAUAGUACCAAGUGGCUGGAAGUCAACUUCACCAAGGGUGAUGCGCAUACAAUCCAAACAUACAACCUCACAGGGCUGCAGGCUUUUACGGAAUAUGUCGUAACUCUACGAUGUGCGGCUGAGGAGUCAAGGUUCUGGAGUGACUGGAGCCAAGAAAAAACGGGAACAACUGAGGAACAAGCUCCAUUUGGCCUGGAUCUGUGGAGAGUCCUGAGACCAGCUGAGGCAGAUGGAAGAAGGCCAGUGCAAUUGUUGUGGAAGGCGGCAAGAGGAGCACCAAUCUUGGAGAAGACACUUGGCUACAAUAUAUGGUACUUUCCAGAAAACAGCACUAACCUCACAGAGAUAAUGAACACAACUAAUCAGCAACUUGAACUGAAUCUAGGAGGCGAGACUUAUUGUGUGUCUGUAAAUUCUUACAAUUCUAUUGGGAAGUCUCCAGUGGCUACCCUGAGGAUUCCUGCUAUUCAUGAAAAGUCAUUUCGGUGCAUUGAGGCCAUGCAGGCCUACCUCACUCGGGACCAGCUGGUGGUGGAGUGGCAAAGCUCUGAUCCGGAGGUGGACACAUGGAUGGUUGAGUGGUUCCCAGACUUGGACUCAGAGCCCUCCACCUUUGCCUGGGAAUCUGUAUCUCAGGCUAGGAACUGGACAGUCCAGCAAGAUAAAUUAAAACCUUUCGUGUGCUAUAACAUCUCUGUGUAUCCACUGUCUCAGGACCGAGUGGGUGAGCCUUACUCUAUCCAGGCUUAUGUCAAGGAAGGAGUUCCAUCAGAAGGUCCUGUGACCAAGGCAGAAAACAUUGAUGUGAAGACAGUCACAAUAACAUGGAAGGAGAUUCCUAAGAGUGAGAGAAAUGGCUUCAUCAGCAACUACACCAUAUUUUAUCAAGCUGAAGGUGGUGAAGAAUUUUCCAAGACAGUCAACUCCAGCAUCCUGAGGUAUAACCUGGAGCCCCUGACACGAAACACCCCUUACACUGUUCAGAUCAUGGCCAGGACCAGUGCUGGAGGAGCCAACGGGACCAGGAUCAACUUCAAAACAUUGUCAAUUCGUGUCUCUGAAAUCGUCCUUAUAACUUCUCUGGCUGGAGGAGGUCUUCUUAUUCUCAUCAUCGUGAUGGUGGUAUAUGGUCUGAAAAAACCCAACAAAUUGAAACACCUGUGUUGGCCUGAUAUCCCUAACCCUGCUGAAAGCAGUCUAGCUUUGUGGCGUGAAGAUGAUUUCAAGAAUAAGCUAAAUCUGAAGAAGGUUCAGUUUGAUAACUCUGUGAACACAGAAGAAAAUGGGAUUCUAAAACCAUGUUAUGCCCCUAGUGACCUUAUUGACAAGUUGGUGGUGAGCUUUGAGAAUUUUCUGGAAGAAGUUUCCACAGAAGAACCUCUGAAGCAUCAGAAAGACAUUGUUGGAGGGGAAAAGAAUGAAUAUGUGACCUCCCUCUACAUGCCUUCUUGUCCCCUGGUAAAGGGCUUCCAAGAGUCCCUGAUUUCAGCCAAAAUUCUACCCAUAAAAUCCCAAAUCCUGUGUGUGGGAAUGCCAAAAGAGACCUGCUUGGAAGCCAAAGAGCAACUUCUCUUUGAUCAGAGUUUGGGGCCAGACCAUUUCUGUGAUGAAGGAGCAUCAAAUCCAUACUUGAAAAAUUCAGUGACAACAAGAGAAUUUCUUAUGUCUGAAAAACAUCCAGACCAAACCAAGGGAGAACUUUAAAUGCCUCCAUGACAUGAGUCCCGGUCCAUUUCAGUGUAGAUGACUCUUGAUGAGAGAUGAUAUCAAGAUUUGACAAGAAGCCCUUCCUUGGUCCCCUCCCCAUUCUGCAUGUUAAAGAAAGUCUCUCAUGCCCCUGAGCUGCCAGUUGAGCUUGGUUGGUAUAG